GGCUUUCAGUAAAAUUAUAACGUACUAUAAAAGCAAAACCCAAUAUCAUACGUAUCAAACAAGCUUGUUCCUCGUAACAAAAUAUUCGUAGCCGUCAAAACUCCUUUUAAAAUUUGAUUUGUGAAAAUUUCAAAUUUUACAUUACAAACAAAAUGCAAUUCUUUUCCAUUUCGACAUGCCUGUGUAUCAUAGGCCUUUGCAUUUCCCUUUCCACUCAAAUGACACCAACCUGCCGCGGAAUGGCCAUACAUAUGACCCCAGAAGAGAUGGACGGAUUGAUGACCUGCAUGAGCGAAAUGGCACCUGACGUGACCGUGCAAGAAGAUGCCGCAAAAAUGGGUGCAGCAGUUCCGAAGAACGAAAUGGCUUGUCUCGGGAAGUGCAUAAUGUCCAAGGAAGGGCUGCUUGAUGAUAAAGGAAUGCCGUCCAAAGAUUUAAUGAUGGCGAAAAUCAACGCCUCCAUGCCAGACUCAGUUAUUGUUGAGAUGGACACUGCUGCAGCGAAGUGUGUCGAUAAUCAUGGAAAGAUCGUGAAUCCAAACGAUGCCACGUGCCAGAGUUACCAUGAACUGACCCAGUGCAUGACGAUUGCUCUUAUUGAGUUGUGCAAAAAACCGUGACGCUGUGCAGCAUCACUGUAGAGAUACAAAUGUUGACAAACCAAAAGUCCUCUGAAAUGCAUAUGGUCGGAUUUCAACGUAAUUUAAAACUUGCAAAAUUAUUGAUCUUUUAUUAUGGAUUUGGCAAAUAAAUAAAUGCAAAAUAAAAUGUAA
This is a messenger RNA of Folsomia candida, 773 nucleotides long. RefSeq lists its product as uncharacterized. Gene Ontology annotation, molecular function: odorant binding. Lineage: Eukaryota; Metazoa; Arthropoda; Collembola; Entomobryomorpha; Isotomidae. Bases 153 to 620 code for a protein of 155 amino acids. The transcript is spliced from 8 exons. The record is from RefSeq and is a predicted model, not a curated record.